Messenger RNA from Ruditapes philippinarum (Manila clam), 12609 nucleotides. RefSeq names its product dyslexia-associated protein KIAA0319-like protein. The record is from RefSeq and is a predicted model, not a curated record. Gene Ontology annotation, cellular component: cytoplasmic vesicle; plasma membrane. NCBI's taxonomy places the organism in Eukaryota, Metazoa, Mollusca, Bivalvia, Venerida, Veneridae.
UUGAUCGCUGGGGUCUAUACAUUCCGCAUACAGGUCACCGGGAAAAACAAGUUUGGGGAAGCUAGAGUCAAUGUUACUGUCGUACCACCUGCAAGGGAGAACAAACCACCAGUUGCUGUUGUAACACCGACAAAUCUGCAAGUAAAAUUGCCAAAUUCUGCCAUAUUGGAUGGUUCAGACAGUACUGAUGAUGAUAAGAUUGUCAGUUAUCAUUGGGAUGUUGUGAGUGGACCAUUACAAGAUAAAAGCAUUACAGGGGAAACAGCUAUACUAAAAUUAACUGAUCUGGUUCCCGGCAAUUAUACUUUAAAACUGACAGUUACAGAUUCUGAUGGAGCAACUAAUGCAACUACUGCCAAUGUUACAGUAAUUAAAGGUAAAGACAGAAAUCUCGGAAUAAUGUUGUUAUUGCCCAUUGUUUGGUCCUUUAAUGCUUAUUGUUUUCAUAUUUGUGAUCAUAGAAAAUGUUUCUUUUAUUUUAAGGGUGCGCGGUCUUCAGAGCUUCAUUUAUCAAACUUGGAAGUUGGGGAUUACACAUUUACCCUGAAAGUGACAGAUUCAGCAGGUCAAGUUUCUACAGCAGAUGUCCAUGUGUAUGUUAAACCAGAACAGAAUACCCCGCCAGUGGCUCGUACCGCAGGUAUUAUAGAAACAUCGUUACCUCUAGAUAAUAUAUUACUUGAUGGUAGUAACAGUACUGAUGAUCAGAAAAUCACAUCAUUCCAGUGGCAACAGACCGGGGGACCUACAAGCCUGAAUAUCAAGGACUCUGACAAAGUGCAAGCAACAGCUGGAGGUAGCAUAAAAGUCGGCAAGUACUCGUUCAAGUUGACAGUGAAAGAUGUUGAGGAGUUGACAUCGUCUGCUACGCUUGAUGUUAAUGUGAAACAAGUUCAGAAUGAGGCACCAGUAGCAGACGCAGGUGGAGAUGUUGUUGUUCAGUUACCACAGAUGCUUGUAACACUGGAUGGUUCCCGGUCUAAAGAUGAUCAUAAAAUUACAGAAUUUAACUGGGUCCGGGAUCCAAAAUCAUUGUCAGCUGGGGUAUGUAUGUUUUUAACACAGUCUGAUCACCAGGCCGUGUUACAGUUAGCUAACCUUGUGGCUGGGAAAUAUGUGUUCACGCUGACGGUGGCUGAUGCCGAGGGAUUAUCAAGUAGUGAUAAAGCUUCCAUCCUUGUAAAGCCAGCUGGUCACCAGAAAGAUUUGCUAGAGCUGACUUUAGCUACAGAUAUAUACAGCAAGAGUCAAAAGUUGAGGCGUCUGUUGUUACCUAGUGACGAGCCAACCGCGGCCGAGGGUGAGACGGUGAUAAGAUCCAUACCUAAGAUUGAUCAAAAGAAACUACCAAGUUCAGGGAAUCUCAGGAUAUUAUUUUAUGCAAUGAAUGUGAUGAGGGACACACACACAUACAGGAGUGGGGUGGAUACAUUGAAAGUAUUGAAGAAAAAACUGCUGUCUUCGCCUUAUGUGCUCCAAUUUAAAGUUGUCUAUAUUGAUACAUUAGUAUGCCAAAAUAACUGUUCCGAUCAUGGUCACUGUGAUAUGAGGUCCAAACUGUGUAUCUGUGAAGCAUUUUGGACUCAAAAUGUGUUCUUGUACUGGCUACAUGGAGAUAGUAACUGUGAUUGGAGUAUUUUAUAUGUUGUGAUAGUGAGUUUUCUGAUUGUGAUAACAUGUACUGGUGCAUCAUGGGCCUGCGUCUGCUGCUGGCAGAGAAAACGGUGUCCAUGUCACAGAUGUAGGUUACGCUCGAAGAAACGUCAUCGGUAUUCACUGUUACAUGAUGCUGAUGAUGAAACAGAAAUGACAGCUCUUAAAAAAAAUAAAAUCCAGAACAGCAGUGUCAUGAUCUCAGAGUCCGACUUUUCCUCAGAUGAAGAAGAAACAUUGUUUUUGAACCAGAAAAAAACAAACGGACAUUUAGGCCAGCUGAACGGCGUCUCAAAACAGCAUUUAAAAAACUCACUAAAGACGUAGUGUUUACGUGAUCUGUUGUUGUUUUUGUUGCUGAUGAUGUAAUUGUGUUUUCGGGUGAUUUUGCAAAAGUGAAAAAGGUUGUUAUAGAUUUUUAUAAGUGAUUUAAAUUUGUAUAUAAAAUUUUAUAUGAACAAUAUGUAAUAUAUAUAAUUGGUGUUUAUUUAAAUGUGAGGGGGGUGUUGAUUUAGAGUUACUCUGUUAUGAAUGAAUACGGCGAUGAAAAGGGCAUAUUUAAAUAUAGUUAUUUUAUUCUGCUAUUACAAUGUUUUGCUUAUAAAGUCAUGCCCUUAUUCUAUUAUUUUUCCCAUAUAAUUAUUUCACCAAGUUGCUCACCAAUUAUCUGUCUGUUCAUUUGUCUGUCAGCACAAUGCUGUUUUCAACAAAGAAAAAAAACCAUAUAAAAGUAAAUAUAUAUCAUAAGUAUAAGAUAAUAAAGUUAAUAUUAGCGGCUUGAAUAAUAUAGCAAAUAACAAUUUAAAAGCAACCAUAUAAUCUUUGAUUAUAUUAUAAUGCAAAAUUACACUUUUUGAUUAUAUGUAAUAGGAAUCAAUUUAUGAAUUCACAACAGAUUUAAUCCCCCCAGUCUUGGGGGAGGGGGGUUGAAUAAAUUGUCAAGGGUCCAAAAAAAAUUGAAAGUUUGAAAUCCUUAUGGCUUAGACAUGAUUUAAGGUAGAUUUUUUAUCCCUUGGAAAAAUGAUUUGGCAAAGGUCCAAAAAUUGAAAAAUAUUUAUCACUGUCUUGUAAUUAACAUUAGUUAACAUUCUUUGCUGUAAUAGUACAAUUUUUAAAUUUUGUUGCUAAUUUAUUUCUUGUAUAUUUUGCGAUUAUUUUAUUUUAGCAGGGGCCAUGGUAAAACUCACUCUUUGGACUGCUUUGCUCAUUAAUUUCAUUGAAUAUAUUAAGGUGUUGUUUUUUUUCUCAUUGAUCUCUAUGAUCUGUAUUUUGCUGUUUAGAUAAUUUCUCACUCAUCCUCAGUGCAAUAUGCUAUGUCUUCUAAAUUCCGUGUAAAGUAUAUGCAUAAUUACAUAUUUAGACUAGUACACAUUGUGAUAUAUCCAUGUAAACACAUGCAUUCCAGAACAUAUAUUAAGAGAGAGACACAUAUGUGUGUAAUGAAAAAUUAACAUGAAUUAAGAUGUCAUGUUAAUAUUUUAAGUUUGAAGGUUGAAAAAGGAUAUUUCUUCCAAAGUAAAAAUAUCUGGAAAAAAUGAUCCCUCAGAAGCAUUAAAAUCAGCAAAAUUAUAUAAAAAUAAACCUCAAAAGUAGUUCGCAGUAUAACUUGACAGUAAAUUAUAAAUCAUAUUUAGUACAAAUUUUUUAUAUGAAUAUGUAGCAUUAGGUCUGUCUGAUUUUUGUGAUGAUAAAUAAUUUAUAUUUGAACUUAAUUCAGAAAUUGUUUUAUUAAUAACAGCAUAGUUAUGAAAAUCAAAUAUUCUUGCAAAUGAAAAGUAACCCCUUUAUUUGAAAAAUUUACUCAUUUGAAAUCAAAAAUGAUUUACUUCCCUUUGUAUUUAGGUAUUGAUAGAAUAGAAGCAAAGAUUGUAAUUAAUUUAGAAAUCUUUAUAAUGUUUUUAUUUAUGAUAUUAAUUAGAAAUAUAGAAUUAUGUAAUGUGUUUUUGUAAUAUUGUUCUUUCCCAUUGCAAAAAUGAGGUGAAAAGAAAAUUAUAUGUGAUUUAGGUAAAUUUACUGAUUUUUUUCUAAUCAUUAAUUAUGGAGGUAAGAAUAAUGAUUUAAUACAUCUUUUUACACAGUUUUUGAAAAAUGACUAUUAAAAAUACAACUGCAUAUAAUUAUGUAAGUAUGAAACCUUUCAGUUUUGUUAAUAUGCAAACUUUUUGUCAAUAUAAUCUGCAAGUUAUUUGUAAUACAGUUUAAAAUACUCAUAUUUAUCCGUUUAGUAUAGCACAUUAGGCCAAAACAGAUUUAAUGCAUACCGGUAACUUAUAGCAUUUAGUAUUUACUGCUCUUUAUGCAUAUCAUAUGGCAUGAAUUUGGGCAACUCAUAAUUAUGAAUGAUUUAUAACAUAAUUAAAGCAAUCUACAAAUCUACAUGAUAUUUUAUCAUAAAUGAGUCUUCACAACUUUAUACAAAUUUUAAAGCAUUUAGUGUUAUUCCUGUUUUUACAGAAUAUACUACAUAAGUUCAGGUGUUUAUGUAAAGUAUUAAGUUUAAAUUCAGUUGAUAUGUUUAUUCAUAAGAUAAAUUCAGUGUGUUAAGUUUGUGCAUUGCAUGAAUUAGGUCUGUCAUGUUUAUGCAUAGCAUAAAACCAAGCUGUCAUGUUUAUGCACAGCAUAUAUUCAACCUGUCAAUGUAAACAUGGCAUAAAUUCAGCCUGCAAUGUGUAUGCACAGGUCAAGUUUAUGCAUAGUAUAAAUUCAGCCUGCAAUGUGUAUGCACAGGUCAAGUUUAUGCAUAGUAUAAAUUCAGCCUGCAAUGUGUAUGCACAGGUCAAGUUUAUGCAUAGUAUAAAUUCAGCCUGCAAUGUGUAUGCACAGGUCAAGUUUAUGCAUAGUAUAAAUUCAGCCUGCAAUGUUUAUGCACAGGUCAAGUUUAUGCAUAGUAUAAAUUCAGCCUGCAAUGUGUAUGCACAGGUCAAGUUUAUGCAUAGUAUAAAUUCAGCCUGCAAUGUGUAUGCACAGGUCAAGUUUAUGCAUAGUAUAAAUUUAGCCUGCAAUGUGUAUGCACAGGUCAAGUUUAUGCAUAGUAUAAAUUCAGCCUGCAAUGUUUAUGCACAGGUCAAGUUUAUGUAUAGUAUAAAUUCAGCCUGCAAUGUGUAUGCACAGGUCAAGUUUAUGUAUAGUAUAAAUUUAGCCUGUCAAGGUAUGCAUGACAUAAAUUCAGCCUGUCAUGUUUAUGCACAGCAUAUAUUCAGUCAGUCAUGUUAAGUUUGUGCAUAGCAUACAGCAAAUGUUUAUAAAUGGGUAUGGUAGACCUUAAUAUAGCAGGUAAUGUUAUACAUAGACUUAAAGGCAUUUAGAAGUAAUUUAUGACUAUAAUUAAUUAUUUUGCAUCAUUGGAAAAUAUAGUUAGUGUGUUUAUAUCUAAUAGUUUCUAAUAUAUUAUCAAAAUAGUUAAGUCAGAAUUCCAUGACAGCAUAGUAUAUAACUUGUUUUAGAGUUUGUUUGUAUGAUGUAUUUAUUUAUUGCAUUAUGUUGAUUUGUCACUGCAUUUCUUGUAAAUCCUAUAUUUAAUAUAUGUUAUGUUUUAUAACUUAUAAUCAUGAUUGCUUACUAUACUUAUGGACCAUGCAAUAUUGGAAUUAAUUGCUUGGUAGAGCAAUGGUGUAGAUUAUUUUGUAGCAUUUAUUUACCAAAAUAAUGGUUACUUUAUCUAUUCAUUGACCAUGCAAUAUUGAAAUUUAUUGUCUGGCAGUGCAUUGCUAAUAGCAUUUCUUUACUAAAAUUAUGGUUACUUUAUAUAUUCAUUGACCAUGCAAUAUUGAAAUUUAUUGCCUGGCAGUGCAUUGCUAAUAGCAUUUCUUUACUAAAAUUAUGGUUACUUUAUCUAUUCAUUGACCAUGCAAUAUUGAAAUUUAUUGUCUGGCAGUGCAUUGCUAAUAGCAAUUCUUUACAAUUAUUAUGGUUACUUUACAUAUUCAUUGACCAUGCAAUAUUGAAAUUUAUUGACUGGCAGUGCAUUGCUAAUAGCAUUUCUUUAGCAAAAUGAUUGACUUUGGAAUAUAGACCACUUGUAGUAUGGCACUGCUAGUCAAUAAAUAGAAAUGAUAUAGUGUUCUAGAUAAAAGUGUUCUAAGUUUAAGAUACUGUCAAAAUAUAUAAUUAUGAUAACCCAGUACAUUAAACCACUAAUUUUUUUUUGCUGAUUCAUUAAAAUCCAGUAUUUAUCGCCAUAUAAGAAAGUUGAGUUGUCUAUCUUGUAUUGUUCUUGUAAUUAAAAAAACUCAGAUUUAUAUACUGACAUUUUAUUUAAGAAAUCCAUAUAAAUGUUUUAUAAUUUAAUAUGUAAAAUAAUUUGUUAUAGUUUGUCAUUGAACAAUUUUGCUCUCUUAAUAGGUUUAACCACUAACAUGCUUAAUAUCUUUAAUCUUAAGGGGAGCGGUGGCCUUGUGGUUUAAGCAGUCUGCCUCUGAACCCAGGGAUCAUUGGUUUGAGCCCUUAUUGGGUCACAACCAUGUUUCUUCAUAUGACACCUUUUCUUGAAAGUGAUUAAUAUAAGUUGCAAGAACUUGUCUUAUAAUCAAGCUUAAAUGACAUGUUUAAAUCAAUAACUUAAAUGCACUUAGACUAAUCAAGUUUCUUGAAAACUUUAAAAUAUGUACUGACUGAAUAGCGAACAGUGCAGACCAUGAUCAGAUGGCACAAGAUGAGCGGACUGAUUUUGGUCUACACUGGCUGCAUUGGUAGAACCUGUUGCUGCCAGCAGGCUUAAGGUUAAAGGCUCUCCUCUCCACCAAAUGUCCAUAUAUGUUUUAUAUAAGCUACUAUGCACAACUAUUAAUCGAGGGUGGGCUUUAAAAAUUUAUUUGGUUACUUUGAUUAUAAGCUUGUAAUAUACAAAUUUUGGUACAAAUAUAAAAUGUAUGUUUUAAAUUUUAACGGAGCUUCACUGAGGUCAAUUAUGCAUAAAAUCAUAAAUUUUCAAAUUUCAACUUAGGUCGACAGGUGCACUUGAAAUGGAACACAACAUACAAUAGAUAAUGAAGAUGUACUUUCAGCAUGCAAUUAGGCCUGCUGAAUUCUUGUAAUGAAUUUGCGAAAUUUACAAUUGCUCUUCAGUUUUGUUUCGGAAAUGGAUAUCAAUUUAGAUUGCAUUGUGGAGUAAUGCACAGUUUGAGUUCAAAUGCAUAGGAAUAUAAUCAGAAAGGCCAAUAGACCCCAGUGAUGAAUUACAAAGCAUUUGAAUGAGAAAAUGUGCAUUAUUAUACUAAAAUGCAAGAAAAUUUAAUAUCUAUUUCCAUCUAACAUGCUAAUAAAAAAAAACAUUGAUAAAUUUAUGUUAAACUACAUUGAGCGUACAAGUAAUUUUCCUGAUGUCAUUUGGUUUUUUGACAUCAGAUCUGAUGUAAAAUGAUGUGUAAGAUUAGAAUUCCACUUCAAUGCUGUGCAUAUAUUAUGUAAUAAUGUCCUAGAACUGUUUAAUAGGGGAAUAGUGUGAAGCAUGUUAGGAUUUUCUAUUUAAGUGCAAAUUUAUAUUUAAGUUCGAGGCAAAUUUUCUACAAAAAUCCAUAUUCAGUUUUAAACCCGUUAAGUCUUGUUUGUCAUACACAUAAAAACAAUAAUGAUAAGUUAUGCAAUUAGAUUGUUAUGCUUUCUGUUUUGGUUUGAGAUUUUAUAUAUAUACAUGUAUAUAUAUAUGAUGGAGAUGAUUUAUGUUGUUAUUGUUGUUUAACUUAAGUUUAUUUACAAUUUUCAUAUAUUUAGUGCUGUGAGGGAUGGUAGAAGUCUCCACAUAUUGAUCUACAAAAACUGUUCAUUUAUUUAUUGAGAUUUAUCUAUGUGUGUAAUUUAUAUUCAUUUAUGAUUUUUACUCUAUGUUAAUUUUUAGCUCACCUGUCACAAAGUGACAUGGUGAGCUUUUGUGAUCGCUUUUCGUCCGUCGUCCGUCCGGCGUCGUCCGUCCGUAAACUUUUACUUUAAAUGACAUCUCCUCAUAAACCACUAAGCCAAUUUCAUCCAAACUUCACAGGAAUGUUCCUUUGGUGGUCACCUUUAAAAAUUGUUCAAAGAAUUUAAUUCCAUGCAGAACUCUGGUUGCCAUGGCAACCGAAAGAAAAAACUUUAAAUAUCUUCUUCUAAAAAACCCUAAGAGCUAGAGCUUAGAUAUUUGGCAUGAAACAUCUUCUAAUGAGUGUCUACCAAGUUUGUUCAAAGAAAAGCCCUGGGGUCAAAAUUGGCCCCGCCCCAGGGGUCUUUGAUUUUCCCUAUAUGCAUAUAGUAAAAACUUAAAAACUCCUCUUUUAAAGAACCCAAAGAGCUAGAGCUAAGAUAUUUAGCAUGAAACAUCUUCUAAUGAGUGUCUACCAAGUUUGUUCAAAUAAAAGCCCUGGGGUCAAAAUUGGCCCCGCCCCAGGGGGUCAUUGAUUUUCCCUAUAUGCAUAUAGCAAAAACUUAAAAAAUCUUCUUUGAAAAAACCCUAAUAGCUAGAGUUUAGAUAUUUAGCAUGAAACAUCUUCUAGUGAGUGUCUACCAAGUCUGUUCAAAUAAAAGCCCUGGGGUCAAAAUUGGCCCCGCCCCAGGGGGUCUUUGAUUUUCCCUAUAUGCAUAUAGUAAAAACUUAAAAAAAUCUUCUUUUAAAGAACCCAAAGAGCUAGAGCUAAGAUAUUUAGCAUGAAACAUUUUCUAAUGAGUUUCUACCAAGUUUGUUCAAAUAAAAGCCCUGGGGUCAAAAUUGGCCCCGCCCCAGGGGGUCAUUGAUUUUCCCUAUAUGCAUAUAGUAAAAACUUAAAAAAUCUUCUUUUAAAGAACACAAAGAGCUAGAGCUAAGAUAUUUAGCAUGAAACAUGUUCUAAUGGGUGUCUACCAAGUUUGUUCAAAUAAAAGCCCUGGGGUCAAAAUUGGCCCCGCCCCGGGGGUCAUUGAUUUUCCUUAUAUGUGAAUAGCAGAAACUUAAAAAAACUUCUUUGAAAAAACCCAAAUAGCUAGAGUUUAGAUAUUAAGCAUGAAACUUCUUCUAGUGAAUGUCUACAAAUUUUGUUCAAAUAAAAGCCCUGGAGUCAAGAUUGGCCAAGCCCCGGGUGUUAUUGAUUUUCCUUAUAUGUGUAUAGCAAAAACUUUAAAAUCUUCUUUGAAAAAAACCCAAUGAGCUAGAGCUUAGAUGUUAAGCAUGAAACAUCUUCUUAUGGUUGUUUACCAAGUUUGUUCAAAUAAAAGCCCUUGGGUUAAAAUUGGCCCUGCCGGGGGGAGGGGGAAAGGGGGGAGGAGAUAGAUUGUUGUUUUUCAUUAUAUGUGUGUAGUAAAAACUUAACAUCAUGAAACAUCUUCUAAUGGGUGUCUUCCAAGUUUGUUCAAAUAAAAGCCCUGGGGUUUUAACUGGCCCCGCUCCGGGUGCCUUUAUACAGGUGAGCGACCUCAGGGCCAUCAUGGCCCUCUUGUUUAUUUAUUAAUUUGUUUGUUUGAGACUGAGCUGUAGGAAGUGGUGUAAACCCUUGUUUAAACAUAUUUAACACAUAAACAAUGGUGAAGGAGUGUAAUAAACUCAUUUAAUAAAAACAAUAUUACACUAAUGUAAUAUCAUUUUGAUGUGACAUCAUUUGCUUUGUAUACAAAUAUAGCGUUAAAGCGUGUUGGUGUUAGUGUUACACUGUAGGCGCGUCAAUGAAAAUUACUCCUUUUAACUGUAAACCAUUCUUAUGUUAUAUAUGUGAUAAACAUAAUAUUGAAUGAAUGUAGAUUCAAUGCUAAAUUUAUUUAACUUAUUGAAUAAAAUCUUAUAUUGCCAGCCUCUGGCCAGCAUGAUAUUGUUUUAGUCAACAAGUUCAAUAAAUAGUAUUGAAUCUACAUUCACUCAAUAUCCUCUAUUACUUUGAUCAACAUCAAUAAUAAUAGAUUUUUUUGAGCAUGAUUCAUUCAUUUUAUAUGUCCCCUACCGGUUUACCGGAGGGGACUUAAGGUUUACCCUCCGUCCGUCUGUCUGUCAGUCCGUCAGUCCACAUAACUGGAUCCCACGAUAACUUGAAAAGUACUGAAAAUAUUUUUAUGAAACUUGAUAUAUGGAUAGAUGGCAGUAUGGAGAUUAUGCACGUCUUUUUCUUUUCUUCCUAUGUUGAAAAUUCUGGUUGCUAUGGCAACAAAUAGGCUGAAAAUAUGGCAAAUUUUACGCAUAAACUGGAUCCAGUGAUAAUGCAAAAAGUACUGGAAAUAUUUUUAUGAAACUUGACAUAUGGGUAGAUGGCAGUCUGGAGAUUAUGCCAUGUUUUCCUUUUCUUCCUAUGUUGAAAAUUCUGGUUGCUAUGGCAACAAAUAGUAUGAAAAUAUGGCAAAUUUUACACAUAAACUGGAUCCAGUGUUAACACAAAAAGUAAUAGAAAUAUUUUUAUGAAACUUGUAAUAUGGGUAGAUGGCAGUCUGGAGAUUAUGCACGUCUUUUCCUUUUCUUCCUAUGUUGAAAAUUCUGGUUGCUAUGGCAACACAUAGACUGAAAAUAUGGCAAAUUUUACACAUAAACUGAAUCCAGUGAAAACUCAAAAAGUACUGGAAAUAUUUUUGUGAAACUUGACAUAUGGGUAGAUGGCAGUCUUGAGAUUAUGCAUGUCUUAUCUGUUCUUCCUAUUUUGAAAAAAUAUUGGUUGCCUUGGCAACAAAUAGGCUUAAAACAUGGCAAAUAUAACAAUAUUUGUGAUUAGUCAAAAAGAGCUGAAUUUUUUUAUGAAAUUGCAUCUUUAAUUCAAGAGUUAUCUCCUCUUUAAGAAUUUUGCUUUUAAAAUGUUAUAUUUUGGUAACAGGGAUGUUUCAAAUAUUAACUUUACAGUGUCCUUCAGUCCGUCUGUCUGUCUGUUCAUAAAAACUGUUUCCUGUGAUCACUUUUAAAGAACUUUUCCAACAAAUUUACUUAAAAUAGAGAAAAAUUGAAACAUUAGUGAAUGACCAAUGGCCCUUCAGAAUGUUGAUGGGGUUCUAACCGGUAGGGGACUUAUGGAUUGCUUGCAAUACUAUGAUAAUUGCUUGUUACACUUUAAACUAAUGGUGAAUUUUUCCAUUUUCAAAGCAUUACAAGUCCAUUACAGAAAUUGAUUGGAAUAAAGUUUUGCACACUUUUUAGUGUGUGACAAUAACUUUAACAGGACUGAUUUAUUAUUUUGAUAAUCAAACAUUCCAAAUUGUUAAAAAGAUACUUAGCCAGUAUUACUGUUUUAUUAAACAUUAAAAAAUUUGUACAUUUCGAACAGCUUUAUACAUACAUGUAUGUUAUGUAUACAUAAAAAUUAAUAUAAAAACCUAGUUAUCUUAAUGAUUUAACUUAAAUUGAAAGAAUUGAACAUGAUGCCCCUAUCAAAAGAAUAUUCUUUUUCUUUUUUUUUGAUUGAUGGUUUUAUAGUUUAGUUACAAUAAUUCAAAAUAUGGUAGUAUGGUUAUUGUGAUUUUAUGAUGAUUAUUUCAUAUUUUUCUUGAGAAAGAGGAUAUAUAUAGAGAAAUACUAUUUUUAUAGAAAAAAAAAGAUCCAAUGGAAUGUUAAUAAUAACGUGUGUAAAUAUACUGUAUAAAUAUAUAUAUAUAUAAGUUAAUCAGUAUUGUAAUGUGGUUGAUGAAGUAUGAUGAACUAAUGUUAUCAAAAUUGCAACUGUUUUGUAAUCAUUUAAGUUGGCUGGACAUUUAUGUCAUAUAAAUACAUAUAAUAGUUAGAUGCCAAUAAGAAAAAACAUUUGAAACAGACCAAUUUAACUCAAGAACUUGGGCAACUCAAAAACGAGAACGCAUAAAAUGUUUCUGUUAUCAUAUUCUAACAACAUGCCAAGUUUAAAGAAAUUCUAUUGAAAAGUUUUUAUUUUGCCUGUAUGUCUAUAUGAAAACUCCCGUGUUAAAGAUCAACAUCUAUCUAUAUUAGUCAUUGACUUUCUUAUGUAUGUUUUUCUAAAUACAUGUGACAUUAAAAUGAACGGUUAAAUAUUCUAAAUUGUGGUCAGUUUGUGUGAAAAUAACCUUAUAAAAUUUAAUUUACACAAUUAUUAUGUUUACUCGUCACUGCGGGUGAACGGACAGAAUUUUCAACCCCUGCAUUUACUUGUAUAUUGAUACUGUAUCAUAUUUAUUAUGAAAAUGAUGCUGCAUUUUUUACAACCAACACAUGUAAUUGUAUUACCUUGAGUUUUGUGAAUACACAUUUUUAAAAGAUAACCUAUAGGGCGCACCAAUUCUUGUAUGUUAAACACUUUUUAUCAACUGGUGCUAUAUUUAGAAGCAUUAAAGUGGAAGGUAUUUGUCUAAAACAUUUGUGUCCGGUUUGCUUAAUUGCUAAAUUAAUUUGGUUAGAGAACAAUCUCUUUAUCAUGCCAAAUAUCUUUGACAAUAAAGUGAUACUAGUAUCUGAAAUAAGAUUAUGUGAACUGCUGGUAUAUUACUUUGUAUGAAAAAAAGUUGAUAGGUUAUAUGCCCCAGGAUCUGAUGGUUAUAAAAUAUUAUAUAUAUAACCUAGGCAUAAAGUAAGGGUCAUACAGAAAAUAACUGUUUACAGUAAACAAUUCUUUAAUAUUAACUGCCAAUGAAAAUUGGCAUUUCAAACAAUUCAUGUUAUAUAGCCCAUUAAUUGUCCAAUGAAAAUUGGCAUUUCAAACAUUUCAUGUUAUAUGACUACAGUGCAACCUCUGCAGAAAGGCCCUCUGUAGACCAAGAAUCACAUCAGUAUCAAAUUUUUACAGAGUAACACUUCACCAUAGAUUUAACCUCUAAAGCAAUACCUCUCAAACAGAUACCAAAAUCUUUGUCUCAAAGGGUGUUUCUUUGCACUGGUUCUACUGUAUAUUAUAUUAAAUUGUAAAUUACAACUUUGUCAUUCGUUAUCACAUAAUUACUAUAUAAAGUGGUGUGACGACCUUGUUAUCAGUAAGGUCAUAUUGGAAUAAGUACACUGUGUAUAACUAUUCAAGUUUUUGUUUUGGUCAAAGGGUGAUUACUUAAUUCUGUCUUUUGUCCAUUGUUAAUAAAUGAUAAAUGAAUAAAAUUACACAAAAUAUA